AUUGCAUCUUUCUCCAAUUCAAUUUUAUACGCUGCUGCCUCAGGACAGGGAAACAGAUGAUGGAGACUUUGGCUGUAGCGUUGGGAGGAGCCAUCCCCAGCCCUCGUGUUGCAUGCUUCCUACCUUCUUCUUCUUCUUCUUCGGUCAGCUCAUUAACGGCUAGAAAUUCAGUCAGUUUAUCCUACUCAGCCUCCAAUCUCACCCUCCACCGGAAUCUAGCAGCAUUUCAGCCACCAUCCCAUCUAUUCUCAUGCCCCAAAUCUUCUCCCCAUGCGCCCAAAAACUCACGCAAAACCCACGUUUUCCUUCCUCACUUAGUUGCUUCCCUGGAAGUCGAGCAGACUUAUAUUAUGGUUAAGCCAGAUGGUGUUCAACGUGGUCUUGUUGGGGAGAUAAUUUCAAGAUUUGAGAAAAAAGGGUUUAAGCUAACAGGGUUGAAGCUUUUUCAAUGCCCCAAGGAAUUGGCUGAGGAGCAUUAUAAGGAGCUGCAGUCGAAGCCAUUCUUCCCCAAAUUAAUCAAUUACAUUACUUCUGGUCCUGUUGUUUGUAUGGCAUGGGAGGGUGUUGGUGUGGUUGCAUCUGCUCGUAAACUGAUAGGAGCUACAAAUCCUCUUCAAGCUGAACCAGGCACAAUCAGAGGGGAUCUGGCUGUACAAACAGGAAGGAAUGUGGUUCAUGGUAGUGAUAGCCCUGAGAAUGGCAAGCGUGAAAUAGGUCUGUGGUUCAAAGAAGGCGAAAUAUGUGAAUGGAUACCAGUUCAAGAACCAUGGGUGAUUGAAUGAUAUUUAGUCACAUUGUCACGAGUUAUUUUUGUUUUGGGAGGUUACUCCAACAGGCAACAGCCACCUCUAGAAGGCAGAUUAAUUGAGUUUUCUACCUCUAUUGUUGCAGCGAUUCCACGCAUAAUUUUGCAUAUUAACUCCACAUAUUUUUAUGUAUCAGUGAAAUGAGAACAGAAAGAAAUAAAAAGAUACAUUUCUUUUUAUCAA
Molecule: messenger RNA, 989 nt
Organism: Coffea eugenioides
Lineage: Eukaryota; Viridiplantae; Streptophyta; Magnoliopsida; Gentianales; Rubiaceae
Product: nucleoside diphosphate kinase 2, chloroplastic
Exons: 7
Coding region: 57-782 (241 amino acids)
Biological process (GO): CTP biosynthetic process; UTP biosynthetic process; GTP biosynthetic process
Molecular function (GO): nucleoside diphosphate kinase activity
Source: RefSeq, a predicted model, not a curated record